AUGAGCUUGGGAAAUUUUCUACAAGGCUUAAUCAUUGGAUGUCUCCUGCAUCUGCAAAAUAGCGAUAAUGCCCGAUUCGGGAUGAAACUAGAGGUCGAAUGGGAAGUUUUAAUGAAGUCAACGAAGUUUGCAGUCUCCCUCUAUUUGACUUCUGGGAUUGAGAGUCCCAUCACUCCAAGAUCCUGUGACUUUGAAGAAGGUGUUGAGGCAGACAGAAAGAGUUCUCUGGGUUGGUAUUAA
Messenger RNA from Rodentolepis nana, 240 nucleotides. The record is from the annotation of a GenBank genome assembly. Lineage: Eukaryota; Metazoa; Platyhelminthes; Cestoda; Cyclophyllidea; Hymenolepididae.